AUUUCGGAUGGCCUCCCUUGCUGCACUUAUCAGCCCGGCCCGAUAAGGCUAACCAUGACCCCAUUUCCCCCAGCCACUUCCUCCCUCCAGGGUCUUUUGGUGGUGAAAUCUUUGGUCCUUUUCUUGUGUAUCUUAUUAGAGUACCUCAGUCACCUUUGUCAUUUGUCACGAGUCAAAAUAUCACGCAGCCAUUGAAAGUGCUCGCGUCGGUCCUCGCGGGGUUCCUCACCGACACUUGGACGGGAUCUAGACGGAUCUACCUAGGAUAUCGCAUUGGCGAUCAGUUCCAGUUCACUCUAGCUAUAGCCAGGACACAAAGAUACGCUUCUGUCCAAUGGCCACUAUCCAUGACAAUGAUGAGCUUCUCCUAGCCCGCAUUGGCUACAAACAGGAAUUGAAACGGGAGUUCUCCAAAUGGUCCACCGUCUCCUAUGCCAUUUCCAUUCUGGGGAUAUUAGGCUCCGUCCCCGCCACGUUCGGUGCUCCCCUGGCUGCAGGAGGCCCGGCCACCGCAGUAUGGUGUUGGUUCGUGGGUUCUUGCAUGGCCUUGUGCAUUGGAAGCUCGGUGGCAGAGCUGGUCUCUGCAUAUCCUACCGCCGGGGGCAUGUACUUUGUCACCAAGCAUGUGGUCCCGGACGAACAGGUGCCCAUCUUUUCCUGGGUCCAGGGAUGGUGUAACCUGCUUGGACAGACGGCGGGUGUGUCAAGCGUCGCAUAUACCGUCAGUCAGAUGCUGCUUGCUUGUGCCAGCAUGAACUCGGAGCUUGUCGAUGGCAAGUACUCGUAUUCACCUUCUGCGUCCGAUACGGUGCUUUUGUCUGUGAUAUUGCUUUGCGUGUUGGGUGUGAUCUGCUCGAUGACUACCAAAGCUUUGCAUCGGAUAUUUCUCUGGUUUGCCCCGAUUAACAUUGCUGCGACGAUCGGUAUCUGCUUCGUGUUGUUAUGGUUCACCCCCGACAAGCAACCGGCUACCUGGGUCUUCACCCACUUCACUGAUGGAUCCGGAUGGGGAUCCAAGGUAUUCUCAUUUCUGUUGGGAUUCAUCUCGGUUGCAUGGACAAUGACAGACUACGAUGGAACCACACACAUGUCCGAAGAAACUCACAAUGCUGCCGCCCUAGGUCCCCUGGCCAUUCAAUCCGCCGUCGUCGUGUCCGGCAUCCUUGGCUGGAUCUUGACCGUGUCCAUGUGCUUCUGUCUGACCGACUUUGAGGGUAUCCUGAACACACCAACAGGUCUGCCAGCAGCGCAGAUCUUCUUGAACGCCGGGGGCAGAGUCGGUGGCUCAGCUAUGUGGGGAUUAGCAAUACUCGUCCAAUUCUUCACUGGCUGUUCCGCCAUGCUGGCAGAUACUCGAAUGGCCUAUGCCUUUGCUCGUGACGAAGCCCUGCCAUUUUCUUCCUUCCUCUCCAAAAUCAACCCCUACACUCAAACCCCCGUCAACGCCGUCUGGUUCGUCGUUCUCUUCAGCAUCUGUCUGAACUGCAUCGCCAUCGGCUCGACGCAAACGGCCACGGCCAUCUUCAGCAUCACCGCGCCUGCGCUAGACCUCUCUUACGUGUCUGUGAUUCUCGCCCACCAGAUAUACCGAAAACAAGUCAAAUUUAUCGAAGGACCAUUCACCCUGGGACGAUGGGGACCCUAUAUCAACUGGAUCUCGGUGCUGUGGGUGGUUUUUAUCAGUUCGGUGCUGUUCUUUCCGCCAACAGUGCCUGUGACAGUUACCAACAUGAACUACGGCAUCUGCGUCGGUAUCUUCAUCGCUGCUUUUGCAUUAGUCUGGUGGUUGGUUGCUGCGAGAGGAAGAUACACCGGCCCCCGAACAACAGACGACAUGCAGGCCGUUCCAACCGAAGAACCAGGCACCGGCUACGGAACCAUGGAUUAGCCAACAUGUCAACAACUCAAACCUUCCCUCCCUCAUCCCAAAGACUUAACGAACUAUUCAUCCUCCCCCCAUCCUAACCCUACGCUCCUAACUUACCAUACAUACACUAUACAUAGACCAAAUAGACCAAAC
Molecule: messenger RNA, 2020 nt
Organism: Aspergillus ibericus CBS 121593
Lineage: Eukaryota; Fungi; Ascomycota; Eurotiomycetes; Eurotiales; Aspergillaceae
Product: amino acid permease
Exons: 9
Coding region: 335-1888 (517 amino acids)
Biological process (GO): transmembrane transport; amino acid transport
Cellular component (GO): membrane
Molecular function (GO): transmembrane transporter activity
Source: RefSeq, a predicted model, not a curated record